CGGGAGCUGCUGUUCUGGCUAUUUCGAUGCGUGUAGUUGAAAGAGCAGGUAGGAAAAAACGAUCUAAUCAUGCUUACGGAAAAGGAUCAGCUCGUUUCGGCAGACGAAGAAAAGAUCAAGACAGUGGGAAGAAUGACCAAUGUCGCUUUUCGAUUAGGAAAGGUGCACGCGUUAGGAGAUGUCGUGGUAUUAGACAUAAGCACCUAUGAUGUCCUUUUCGGCCUUCCCGCUCUUGUGGCGUUACGAGCAAACUUGGAUUUCGAGCGACGGUCAACCAUCCUCCGAAAUACGGGAGGAAAGCCCUAUGCUGUACCUAUGAGGCUGACCCUUCGUACUACCAUCAACGCGGUCCCGCGAGUUUCUCCGAUGAUAGCGGGAACUCUUCGCAUAAUCACCUGGGAAGACUCCGCAGACGAUGAGCCAUCAUCGAAGGAUGUGGAAAGCAGUGACGAAAAUGAUCCGCAAAUUCUGAAACUAGCACGACGACACAUUUAUUACCCGCCACCCAGAACGAUCGCAAGAACGAUGCAUCUAACCAGUCGGAAUAUCCAAAGGACCAAAGCGAUGAUUUUGGGUGAACCCCUCGUACAAAUUUCGAGGAUGGUCGAUUCCUUGGAACCCCCUCAAACCCUGUACGAAGGAAUUUCCCCUCUCCUCGCCCGAUACAACGACAAAAAACACUACUGCGAUAUCACAGAUGUCCCGAAGUCCCUAUUGACACCCGCAAAAGAAGUACGACUGCUACGCCUGGGGUCGAAGGCCAGUCCUUUGGAACCCCCUGGGCAUCUCGAGGUUGAAUCAAAUGAGCUCGUGAUAAAGAUCGCAACUAGAACCGUACCAUGGCAAGAUAUCUGCGAUGGAAUCACCCCGGAAGGACACGUGGCCAUCCGGGAGGAAGACGCCCAGAUAAUGGUUACGGUGUUCUCCUGGCGAUUUGCGCCACCACCUGAUGUGGCGAAACAAGCACGCACGAAGCAGAUCGACGUACGGAUCCGGGAUCAACUUUUAGAAUUACACGUUCCACAGUACGUACCUGAUGAGAUUCAUCGUUUGAUUGCGGACAUUCUGAUGGAAUAUCAGGGAGCGAUUAGCGUAACGGACACUGACAUCGGCUUGUCAUUCGUCAUUCAACACGAAAUUCAGACGGGAAACCAUUCCCCAAUUCACUGCAAGCCCUACCGAUAUUCCCUGAUAGAACGAAAAAAGGUUCUCGAACGAAUUCGGGAAUUUGAAGCAAGCGGUUGGAUCGAACCCACCACUGGACCAUGGUCAUUUCCAGUAGUGUUAGUACCGAAGAAGAAUGGAUCAAUCCGCAUAUGCAUCGAUUAUCGCAAACUGAAUGAGAUCACAAUCAAAGAUGUUUAUCCGCUCCCCCGGAUUGAUGAUUUGUUGGAUGCGAUUGGUUGUGCUAAUUAUUUUAGCAAGUUUGAUAUUCGGCAUGGCUUCCAUCACAUUCUGGUUAAGGAAGAAGACAGGCCGAAGACGGACUUCGUGUUGUUUGAAGGCACGUGGCAGUGGGUUCGAUUUCCGAUAGGAAUUUGUAACGCGCCUGCCACUUUUCAGCGAGCGAUGAACGUGACGUUCCAGAACUUCGUCAACAAGACACGGCUAACUCAGGGAAUGAUCAACUUCUGCCUGAUCGUGUACAUGGAUGAUAUCCUUGUCUACUCGGAAACCUAUCACGGACAUGCACAAUACAUUAGGUGGACAUUGGGAGCACUGAGAGACGCUGGAUUCAAGAUUGCACUCGAGAAGAGCGAAUUUUUCCUCUCGGAAAUUUCGUUCUUGGGAUACGUGGUGACACGUGGAGGGCUGCGACCGGAUUCCAGGAAACUUGCGGUUGUGAAAGAAGCCCCAGUUCCCACGUCGCUGACGCAGGUUCGAGCCUUCUUGGGCCUGGCGUCGUACUACCGCCAUUUUAUCAAAGGGUUUGCGGCGAUUGCUCGGCCUCUCACGAACCUGCUUCGGAAGGACCAGCCUCUGCAGUGGGACUAUGAGUGUGGACGAGCCUUUGAUGCACUCAAAGAGGCCCUGGUUACAACACCUAUUUUGAUCCGACCGGACCCUACUAAGCAAUUUAUUCUUAUAACGGUCUGGCAACCGGAAGCGAUCUCCGCCAUUCUAGCACAAAAGGGGAACGAUGGUCGCGAACAUGUCAUCGAGUACACGUCACAAACAGUGCCGGAUGAACGGAGGAAUGAUUCAACACCUCAAGGCGAAUGCUAUGCAGUAGUCUGGGGAAUCCAACAAUUCCAUCCAUAUCUCUACGGACAGAAGUUCCGCCUCGUGAUGGAUCAUGCGCCUCUGCUGGCUUUGAAGAAGCUCACUAACUACACGGGCAUGAUUGGACGUUGGGCGGUGCGUCUACAGGAGUACGACUUCGACAUCAUCCAUCGGAAGACAGAAAGACACGGCAACGCGGACGGACUGACACGUCUGCAUCGGCCCGCUAAAUGGUCAGCGUGCUUGGAGAAGCCCGGAAAUGACCGCAACCCGCCAUCGCAGUGGGAUUAUCUAAGCCCACGAGAGAUCAUCGAUCCCGCCUACUUCCGGGAUCGAACGGCCACCGAGGACGAGGUGAUAGCGGCAGAAGAAGAAGCAGCCGAAGAAGAAGAAGAAGGGGAGGACGACGAGGAAAAAACUCCCGAAGAGGGGAGUUACAGCGAGCACAGCGAAGGGGAGCAAAGUGAGGAGGAGGAGGAGGAAGAAGAACAAAGCCCGGAGGAGGAGGAAGAAGAAGAAGAUCAGGAGGAGCUAGAAGAGUUAGAGUGGGAAGGAUUUGAGGAGGAGGUGCGUGCGGAGGCUCGAGCACACGCCCAAGCGCAGAAGAAGGAGGAGAUCGCGACCGAAAAGCGACAACUGGAGUUUGCCAGCGCAGCAGGUCCGCCGACCAUCGACGAUCCAGAGCCGCCCAAGCCUGAACAUGGGGACCCAGCUGCUGAGACUUCGGCCGCAGCGGCAAGGCGGCGACGAAGUCGAUCCCCCUUCCCCUCCACCACCGACCGUCCACUAGCCACAUCAGCAGCGGCACGUCAGCAGGCCACAUCAGCGUUAGUCAGCAGAGACGUCCGUGCCACGUUAGCAGGCCACGUCAGUGACACAUCAGCAGACGUCCAUGACAUGUCAGCAGACCACAUCAGCAGUGACAUGUCAGCGGACAACAUCAACGACGCAUCAGCAGACGUCCGUGCCAUGGACAAUGAGUCCGAGGCAGACUACGAGACCCGGCUGGCUGACAUGAUGCUCGAGCUUAAGCAACGAGCAGAUGCGGCACUUUCCGCUCGAGAGAAGCAAGAAAGAGAAGCCACCUUACAGCAGCAAGCGAAUGAGGACGCAGCACGUCAGGCUGCAGACGAAGCACGGCAAACACGCCGAGAUGCACUAUUCGAGGAGGAGGCCGAAGUAUUGACCUUGGCCACCGAAUGGGACACAUUGGCCAACUUGAAGGAGGAAGGUGCCUUUGAGACCGUGCAGAAGUUCUCCAAGGUCAUCAAGCGAAUCGUGGACCUGGUGGCCACCAGCAUGGCCCAGCAAGAGGAUAUCCUCACACUGGACAACAACGUGCAGAAAUUGACCACCCGUGUCCAUACCUUGGAACAGCGGCCUGUUGCAGGAACAGCCGUUGGCCCCUCCAACAUUCCAGAUCGCGUCAACACUUUGGAGAUUGACGUCGGCACUCUCAAGGACGGUGCUCAGCAGCAGCACGCAACCAACCAACAGUUGGAACAGGAGAUUCGUGCAGAGGCCGCAAGUCUAGCCUCGUCAUCUUCCAAACGUCUACCCAAGUUUGAUGGCAUUCCGGUCUUCUGCGACACAUCGAAGACUGAUUCAAUACCGUGGUGGCGGCAAUUCGCAUUGCGUUUGCGCAUGUCCAAUGUGAGCAGCACCAAACGGCAUGCCUGCCUCUACCACCGGUCGGGAGGCGCGUGGCAAGCAUGGCUUGACAACAUGUUGUCCACACACAAGGUCGACAUCUCCGAGCUGCACGCAAAGAUCAGUUGGACUGAUCUCACGACAGCAUGACACACGCGGUUCCAAGUGGAGCCACCCGAGCUUCAGGCGAUGGAGCAACUGCAAAAG
This is a messenger RNA of Chara braunii, 4080 nucleotides long. NCBI's taxonomy places the organism in Eukaryota, Viridiplantae, Streptophyta, Charophyceae, Charales, Characeae. The record is from the annotation of a GenBank genome assembly.